CACAGCCAAUAGUAAUGUGAAAUGAGAAAAUUAAUCCUGAAGCUCCGCUCGACGUCGCCGGCGAAGUUCACUGUCCACCGCCUCCAAGCUCGUCGCUGGCUUCCUGCUCCGCGGCUCCGGCGCCUCACUCGCUCACCGCUGGACGCCUGGACAAAAGCUCCAUGCUCGUCGCCGGCUGCCUCUCCGCCGUCUCACUCGCUCACCGACGAAUGAUUCAUCUGCAUGCAGGCACCAAUGCUCCACUUAAUGUUAACUUCAUUAGAUCUCAGGACAACAUUCUUAGCCUCAUCAGAGCCGGAGCCACCCUCAUCGAAGCACAACAAUCCCAUGGCCUCAUUGUCAAGACUGGUUUUUCCGGCGACACCCAUGUUGCCAACAAGGUCCUCUCACUCUACGCCCACCACCACAGCUUUGACGAAGCAAAUCUCCUCCUUGACUCGCUUUCUGAACCUGACAUCUUCUCUUUCACUCCACUCAUUUACGCUUCUUCAAAAUCCAGUCUUUUUGAUCAAACGCUGAAGACAUUUUCGAGGUUGUUGGCUCAACACCUUGUUCCUGAUGCCCAUAUUCUUCCCAGUGCCAUCAGGGCCUGUGCGGGGCUAUCUGUGCUGAAUGUUGGGCAACAAGUCCAUGGCUAUGUUUUAACUUCUGGGCUUGCAUUGGAUUCUUUUGUCCAGUCAUCUCUUGUUCAUAUGUAUGUGAAAUGCAAUAACUUGAAAGAUGCGCAUAAAGUUUUCGACACGAUGCCCAGCCCGGAUGUGGUUUCUUGGAGUGCUUUGGCAGCAGGUUAUGCCAAAAACGGGGAUGUGGUUAAUGCUGGUAAAGUGUUUGGUGAGGCAGGGCGCUUGGGGAUUGAGCGGAAUUCAGUUUCAUGGAAUGGUGUGAUUGCGGGAUUUAAUCAGAGCGGGUGUUUCUUGGAAGCAGUUUCAGUGUUUCAGGAGAUGCAUUCUAGAGGUUUCAUGGCUGAUGGAACAAGCAUUUCUAGUGUUCUUCCAGCUAUUGGUGAUUUGGGUAAUCUUAGCAUUGGCAUUCAAGUACAUGGUUGUGUGAUCAAGUUGGGUCUCAAAUCUGAUAUAUGUAUAAUAAGUUCUCUUAUAGACAUGUAUGGUAAGUGUAGUUGUGCAGUAGAGAUGUCAAAGGUCUUUGAAGAAAUAGAUCAAAAGGACGUGGGCGCUUGCAACGCCAUGGUUGCUGGGUUUUCCCGGAAUGGUCUUGUGGAUGAUGCUUUCAAGAUUUUUAAACAGUGUAGGGGUGAGGGAAUGGAGUUGAAUGUCGUUUCGUGGACUUCCAUGAUUGCUUCUUGCUCACAACAUGGUAAAGAUAUUGAGGCUUUAGAGCUUUUCAGGGAAAUGCAGACAGUUGGAAUGAAACCAAACUGUGUAACUAUCCCUUGCCUCCUUCCAGCUUGUGGCAACAUAGCAGCAUUGAUGCAUGGCAAAGCAGCACAUUGCUUCUCCCUUAGAAGGGGAUUUGCUGAUGAUGUUUAUGUAGCCAGUGCAUUAGUUGAUAUGUAUGCUAAUUGUGGAAGGGUUGAUCUAUCUCGCCUUACUUUUGACAGGAUGCCUACCCGUAAUUUGGUUUCUUGGAAUGCCCUAAUCGGUGGAUAUGCAAUGCAUGGGAAGGCUAAAGAAGCAAUUAGGACCCUUCAUCUGAUGCAAAGCAGUGGACAGAAACCUGAUGCGAUUAGUUUCACUAGCAUUUUAUCUGCAUGUAGCCAAGUUGGCCUUAGCGACGAAGGGCAACAUUACUUUGAUAUUAUGUCUAAGGAUCACAGAAUUGAAGCCAGACUAGAGCAUUAUGCUUGUAUGGUGAGCCUUCUUGGUCGCGCAGGAAAGCUCGAAGAUGCUUACUCCCUUGUCAAGAAAAUGCCGUUUGAACCAGAUGCUUGUGUCUGGGGAGCAUUAUUGAGUUCUUGUAAAAUCCAUCAUAAUAUGAGUUUGGGUGAGGUGGCUGCUGAUAAACUAUUCCAACUAGAACCGACAAACCCUGGAAACUACAUUCUCUUGUCCAAUAUUUACGCUUCGAAUCGCAGAUGGAAUGAAGUAGACAGAAUCAGGGAUAUGAUGAAACAUAUGGGUUUGAGGAAGAAUCCUGGGUGCAGUUGGAUUGAACUUAAGAACAAAGUACACAUGCUUUUAGCAGGAGACAAAUCGCAUCCCCAGAUGACCAAAAUCAUGGAGAAGUUAGCCAAGUUGAGCUUGGAAAUGAAGAAGUCAGGUGUUUUACCCAACACUGAUUUUGUGCUGCAAGAUGUAGAAGAGCAAGAAGAGAAGGAACACAUUUUGUGUGGACACAGUGAGAAGUUGGCAGUAGUUCUUGGAAUUUUGAACACCAGCAAAGGGUCUCCUCUCAGAGUCCUAAAGAAUCUUAGAAUCUGUGGUGACUGCCAUUCCUUCAUGAAAUUUACAUCAAGCUUUGAAGGCAGAGAAAUUCUUGUCAGAGACACAAACCGUUUCCAUCACUUCAAGGAUGGUGCAUGUUCUUGUAUGGAUUAUUGGUGAUUUGAUUCUGUUCUUUACAGAACUAUUUGUUGCUGGAGACAUUCAAGGCGGAUCAGUGACUGAAUAGCAUUGAUACUUGGCUACAUUAAUGGCCACACCAUUGACAAGGUUAUCAAUUUUCCAUUAUUCGGGAGCAAUCCCAGCCAAGUUGGUUAGAUUGUUGACUUGUAACCAUAAGGUUGCAAGUUCAACACCCAAUGAGAGUGGCCUAUUGACCUUCUUGGUUUGAGCCGAUUAACUAUGGACAAUCUAUACUGGUUUGUCUCCAUGUAGUCCUAAUACACACCUUCAACGGCUUCAAGUAGUAGCUGGUUAUAUAUAAAAAGAAAAAAGUUCUAAUUUUUAAUUACCCUCAAUUAUCAAAGAUCUGAUUUUUGCUGUGAAUGAGCGAGCUGAUUCACAAACUGAGAAACCCAGGGAAGCAGAAGAGAAGAGAAGAAAAGAAAGAAAGUAAUAAUAAUAAUAAGAGUUAACUUCUUUUUUGGUCUAGACUUAUUAGGGGUUGGACAAUUUUAGUCCACCAUAAAAAAUUUUGCCAAAUUUUGGCCACUCCUAUUGUGACAGUGUCACUUUUGGUCCUCUGUCCAACUUACCAACUGUUGACCGUCUAAAUCUUAUGCCAUUUAUUCAACAAGUUGAUGUUGGAAGGCAGCAUGCGCUGACAGUUUAUGGAAGCGAUUACUCAAGUACUCAACUAAGGAUGGCACAGGGGUUCGCGAUUUUAUUCACAUUAUUAUUGAUUUAGCAGAUGGCCAUGUUGCUGCGUUGAAGACGCAGACCCUUCAAUAGGUAGACCCGGAGAUGCUGAAGUUGUGUAUGCAGCAACUGAGAAGGCGGAACGCGAGCUAAACUGGAAGGCAAAGUACAUAGUUGAAGAGAUGUGCCAGGGAUAAGUGGAAUUGGGCCAGCAAAAACCCUAAGUGGAUAAUAAUUCUGCACCACACUAGCUGCCUUCCUGCCUGCUAAAACUCUCAGACUGUUCAUCUAGUGCAUAGUUAUAUGGUUUAUUAUUAAAAACAUAUACACACUCAAAAUUCAGUCUUAGGGCAUCCCUAUCAGUAGUUAAUAUUGGGGUUCAUGUUAGAAUUUAUGCCACAUAUCGGUUGCUCCAUUUUAGUGGUUUAUUGUGUCCAUGUAGGAAAGAGGUUAGGAGGUGGGAGAAAGGAAAAGAUGUCAAGGAAUCAGGAAAAGUAAUAAAAAAAAAAAAAAAAACAAAUGGUACUUACGCGCCUAGCGGGGCGCGCAGCAGUGCGCGAAAUGAGCACCUGCGUUUGUAGGUAGCCUAUUCUCUCCAGUUGUGGGGGCCACAAUGUACUUUCCAUACUAGUUUGAACCCUAUUCCAAGUUAUUUGAUCUGACA
Ipomoea triloba (trilobed morning glory) is the source of this 3861-nucleotide messenger RNA. RefSeq names its product pentatricopeptide repeat-containing protein At1g20230-like. The record is from RefSeq and is a predicted model, not a curated record. NCBI's taxonomy places the organism in Eukaryota, Viridiplantae, Streptophyta, Magnoliopsida, Solanales, Convolvulaceae. Gene Ontology annotation, molecular function: protein binding; zinc ion binding; RNA binding. Gene Ontology annotation, biological process: RNA modification. The transcript has 5 exons. The coding region runs from base 162 to 2501 and encodes 779 amino acids.